AUGGGGGUAUCAUUGUUAGUCUCUCCUUCCUGUCCUUAUGCUGUCACACAAAUACCUAUUCCCAACAACUAUGCUCUUGCUGUCAAGAUUGGUACCCUUCGACUUAUAUGCCUUUACUUACCACUCUCUAUGCCCACUCAUGAAGCUCUUGAUAUCCUCUCAGCCAUUCCUUUAACUGAUGAUACCAUUAUAUGUGGAGAUUUUAAUGUACGCCUUGGUUCAGUAACUGGUGACUAUGCAUCUAACUCUCAUGGUGUAGCUUUAGAGCAAUGGCUUGAAGAACGAUCUUUAACUGUUCUCAAUGGAGUUCUCUUACCAUGCAUACCCACAUACAUUUCCUUUCGUAACAAAGUUGAAAUCAGCAGCAUCAUUGACCUUUUUAUCACCAACACCAACUUCGCCAACCCUUCUUUACACAUUGCAACCAAACUAUCUUUAGGCUCUGAUCACCGACUUCUCUCACUUUCCUUUACUUAUGACCUGCAACACUCACCACCAGCACCUCCACCUAUGCGCCAAACUUGGAAUCUGUCACGUCUUUAUGAAGAUGAUGUCAGAUCAUUAUAUGUCACCACCUUUGUCACCAAAUCCACCUCCCUUCUCACCACACUACAAGACCUUGUUCAAAAUCCACCAACUAUAUGUCCACCCAUUGAUGCUCUUACUAACUCUUUCAAUGCACUCAUUUAUGACUCUCUUAGUAGCUCAAUUGGUUCUCGCCCCCCUCGCCCCUCACAUUGGAAAUCGUUUUGGACCCCUGAAUUGCAAGCUGCAGCUGACCAUAAAGAUGGUUGUUACAAGCAAUGGCGUCGAGCUUGUGGCAUUGACAAGAUCAAUUGGUGGAGCCGGCACCAGCAUGCACACAAGGAGUUUCGUCAGCAAGUUCAGACAGCAAAGCAUUUGUCUUGGCAUGCUUUUUGCCACUCAAUGAACUCGGAUUUCAACAAGGCCACAUCUAAGAUAAAACAGUUGAAACGGCACAGACAACCACAACACACAUUUCAGCAUGAUGAUGGCCCAGCAGUCGCAGCAACAGUUAUGUGUGACCAUCUUGCAUCUGUCUAUAGUGGACAUAUUCUUCCUGACAUUCGACCUUCACCACCACCACUCAACACCUCUCUCAUGUCUUUUGCGUCUGUUGACUCCCCAUUCACCUCAUCAGUGGUGGAGGCCUUCAUGCAAUUUAUGCCUAACUGCAAGGUGCCGGGUCCUGACCACAUCCGUGCAGAAAUGCUAAAGCCCAUUUGGUCUCACAUUUCACCUCUCCUUGCCUGUAUUCAUGGGCCUUCUAUUGUCACUCAUCGUCGUUCUGGAGCCCUGGCAACCAUGGCAACACUGAAUGCAGUUGGAGCAUGCUGGUCUGGAUUCUCUCUGCUUCUCAGCUCUCGUCUGUAUAGGACCUUUAUCAGACCAAAAUUUGAAUAUGGAUUGGCUAUUCUCCCUCUGAAAAGAACUGAUACUAUCCAGCUUGAGAAAAUCCAAGAUAAAUGUUUGCGCAUGAUUAUUGGUGGGCACCGAACCUCAUCUACAACUGUGCUCAAACAUAUAUGUAACCUUCCUAGUAUGAGUUUCCAUGCUGAUGUGCUGAUAACAAAGUUUUGUAUUCGUGCUCACUACCUUCCCUCUGGCUGCCUUUUGUCUCUUCUUCACUGUCACCACUCUCAGUCUUCAUCACUUGUCACUCUUCGUCAUAAUACUCUCCUUCAAAGCAUCCCUAUUGAUUUAAAUGUUCAUAGUGGCAAAGCUCUCAAACAUCACUUCGAAACCUUUCGACAGUUCAAAACUGAUCAGCUCCGAUUGUCUUCAAACCAAGUCUUGUUUCUAGCAUGCCACCCUCUUUUGGAAGUCGACCCUAUUCUGUUCUUGCCUGCAACUAGGGUGGAACGUAGCCGCCUUGUCCACUGGAGAAUGAGUUGGUUGCCUGGCACUCCUAAGGAUUGCCCUUGUGGUACUGACCAUACCUCACGUCGUCAUCUUGCUGUCUGCUCUUUGGUUCCUGCCCAUUUGUUGGCCUGUCUUCCUAUUCCAUCUGAUCAAAACUGUAAUCCAAUUGAUGUUGCCAUUACUGCUCUCUCAAGUUCUAGUCAGGCUCCUUGCCCCUCUUAUUGUGUAGCACUGCUUACUAUUCUCUGGCAUUUUGACAAGCUUUGUAACCCUGAUGGUGACUACACUCAUGAAACUCACUUUGGUACUCUUUGGGUUGGACUUAGCUAG
Molecule: messenger RNA, 2214 nt
Organism: Phycomyces blakesleeanus NRRL 1555(-)
Lineage: Eukaryota; Fungi; Mucoromycota; Mucoromycetes; Mucorales; Phycomycetaceae
Exons: 2
Coding region: 1-2214 (737 amino acids)
Molecular function (GO): catalytic activity
Source: RefSeq, a predicted model, not a curated record